Eruca vesicaria subsp. sativa (arugula) is the source of this 2630-nucleotide messenger RNA. The record is from the annotation of a GenBank genome assembly. Lineage: Eukaryota; Viridiplantae; Streptophyta; Magnoliopsida; Brassicales; Brassicaceae.
GAAAGCUUCAAAAUCCAUCCGAAAACACGAAUUCGUCUGAGCUUGAAUCAAAGAUUCUUCUUCUUCGUUCGCCUCUCUGAUUCAAGAACAUUCCAAAUCGGUGUGUGGGGCUGUAAGUUCGCGUAUAGAGACACUUGUAUGUAUUGAGAUCGAUCGAUGAUGGAUCUGUUCCGAGUGGGGUCAGGUAUGGAUUUGUUAGCGUGGAGAGGAAUGGCGUACACGUUUCUUCUCCUCAACUUCGUCUUCGCUUGCCAGCUUCUUCUUCUUCAACCCCUCGUAUCCGCCUUAGAUGGUGAAUCUGUGAAUGCUGCUGAGUUAUUUGAGAGGGCAUCACAAAGCAUCAAAGUGAAGCGUUUUAGCGAUGCCCUUGAUGAUCUCAAUGCUGCCAUUGAAGUAGACCCUGCUCUUUCUGAAGCUUAUUUCAAACGUGCUUCCGUGCUUCGUCAUUUUUGCAGAUACGAAGACUCUGAGAAUAGCUACCAUAAGUAUUUAGAACUACAUCCAGGCGAUUCCAAUGCUGAGAAAGAGCUCUCUCAGCUUCAUCAAGCUAAGAGUGCUUUGGAGACUGCUUCGUCUCUUUAUGAAUCCAAGGACAUUGGGAAGGCUCUUGAGUUUGUUGAUAAAGUUGUUCUUGUCUUCUCCCCAGCUUGCUCUAAGGCAAAGCUUCUUAAAGUGAAGCUCCUUAUGGUGUCUAAAGACUACUCAGCUGCAAUUUCAGAGACUGGUUAUAUUCUCAAAGAAGAUGAAAAUAACCUCGAAGCUCUUCUCCUUCGUGGCCGUGCCUACUACUAUUUAGCAGAUCAUGAUGUUGCCCAAAGGCAUUACCAAAAAGGGCUUCGUCUUGAUCCAGAACACAGUGAACUAAAGAAAGCAUACUUCGGACUGAAAAAACUGCUCAAGAAGACAAAAAGCGCAGAAGAUAAUGCAAGCAAAGGGAAGCUGAGAGUUUCAACAGAGGACUACAAAGCAGCUAUAGCUCUAGACCCUGAACACACUGCACAUAACGUUCAUCUCUAUCUUGGACUAUGCAAAGUCUCCGUCAGGCUUGGGCGUGGAAAAGACGGCUUAGAUAGCUGCAACGAAGCACUUAACAUAGAUUCAGAACUGACUGAAGCAUUACAUCAGAGGGGAGAAGCUAAACUGUUGCUUGAAGAUUGGGAAGGAGCUGUGGAGGAUCUGAAACAAGCCGCUCAAGGUUCCCAGGACAUGGAAAUUCAUGAAGCACUUGGUAGAGCAGAGAAGGCACUGAAGAUGAGCAAACGAAAAGAUUGGUACAAGAUUCUUGGAAUCUCCAAAACAGCCUCUAUCUCUGAAAUCAAAAGAGCAUAUAAGAAGCUCGCUUUGCAAUGGCAUCCUGAUAAAAACGUUGGCAAUAGAGAAGAAGCUGAGAACAAGUUCCGAGAAAUCGCUGCAGCUUAUGAGGUUCUUGGAGAUGACGAUAAGCGGGCGAGAUUUGACAGAGGAGAGGAUCUUGAAGAGAUGGGUGGAGGUGGCGGCCAUCAUGGAGGAUUUGAUCCAUUUGGUGGCGGUGGAGGUGGUGGUUACACCUUCCAUUUCGAGGGUGGUUUCCCCGGUGGUGGUGGUGGUUUUGGCGGUUUCGGUUUCUAACUUAGACAUGAAGCAAUCAUGUAACUUAAGACUAAGCUUUUUUUCAUAUUAUACUCAAAACACAUGUUGCACUCUUCAUCAAGAAAGUUUUGUUCAGUUUCAAUCGUCAUGUUAUCUCAUUUAAAAUCAAAACAAUAAUAUGAUAGCACAAUCUUUUAACACAACCUCAAAUUACAACAAAAUGUAUAGUUUUCAAUCGUAUAUAUAUAUUUAUAGCUCUCCCUCCAGUUACAUCCAUAGAGAAGCAGCAGCAAUGGCUGCCACGGUGGCAACUAACCCGAAUCUGAAUCUCUCUCCAUCAGAUGAAUCAGUAGAAUCUCCUCCACCGUCGCUGCCGGAAGCUGAACCUGUCGUAACCGAGCCACCUUUCUCAGGAGCCGGAGCAGGAGCCGAGCUGGAACCAAACAUGGCUAACGGCAGCAAAACUUGAUCCACUUGAUACACGGCUAGCUGCUUAUCGCUGUAAACAGAGUUAGCCACGGUGGCGCUCACAACUCCGGUGGUGAUGUUGACUUGGUUACCGGAGCUAGUGAUGUUAAGAGGGAACUUACCGUUUUGUCCAUCACCAGCUUGCGUGCGUAAGGGGUUACUAACUGUUUGAAACUGAGGCAUGGUCAAGAGUGUAGGAAGGACAUGAAACUGAACAAGCUGAACCUUCUGCUGGUCAGACAAUGAGUUUAAGGUUCCUGAUUUGAGGCUGUUAAAAGCGUUGUCGGUAGGGGCAAAGACGGUUAGGCCUUGGCUCGAGGAAGAGUUGAUCUGAGUGUUGAUUUGGUCUGCUGCUUGUGUGCUCUUGAGUAGUCUUAUGAACAUUGUGAAUUGACCGGCCUUUUCUAGGACUGCGGUUAUGUUGGUUGGACCGGAAGGUGCUGGAGAUGGAGCUUGACCAUUGGUUGAAGCCAUAACGAGGAAGAAGAUGAAGGUAUUAGAGAUCAUGAAUGUUCUUGAAGUAGCCAUUGUUGUUUUCGUUGUCUGUAUGUUGAGAGGUUUUCUGGUAUGUUAUAUAGAGAGGUGUAGUUUGG